Molecule: messenger RNA, 1813 nt
Organism: Camellia sinensis
Lineage: Eukaryota; Viridiplantae; Streptophyta; Magnoliopsida; Ericales; Theaceae
Product: nuclear transcription factor Y subunit A-3
Biological process (GO): regulation of DNA-templated transcription
Cellular component (GO): CCAAT-binding factor complex
Molecular function (GO): DNA binding; DNA-binding transcription factor activity
Source: RefSeq, a predicted model, not a curated record
ACAAAAUAGCAAGAAGGUGGAACUGACUCGAUGGAUGGAUGGUAAUGGUGGAGGAGGAGGCGGUUUCAUUAAUUAUUGUUGUGGGUUGGUCACACCAAAGCCAACUAGAUUCAGAAAAACAUUUUCACAGAGAGAGAGAGUUGUUUUUUUUGGGUAGAGAGAGAGAGUGUGUUUAGAUAGACAGAGAGAGAAAAAAAGACUUGAGGGUUUCAAGGGAGGAGACAUGUCCAAUUUCACUCCAACAGUCCUGUUUCUUGCUCCUUCUCACCUUACCAGAUCCCAAAGGUCCAUUUAACAGGCUGCUUAUUUCGGGAGGUGCAUUGACUUGCAAUAAGUUGGAAACUAUUGAGAGACCUCUUUGCAUUGUUCUUGUGCAUUUGGAAUUAGAAUUUGGUGUCUUAUUGCUGUUUGUUAAUCUAAAAGCUUGGCAAGAAAGUUGCCUCUUUGUUGUGAAGCAUGGUGGGAUUUAGAAUCACAGUGCAGGGUGCUUCAAUAAAAUAGAUGGCUACAUGAGCUCACAAUUUUUCCAAGAAUUUUUUUGAUCGAAGUCCUAUUUGUUCAAUGUCCCACUUUGCUGUUAAUCACUCAACAUGGUGGAAUUCACAUGAAGAUAAACAGAAAUUUUCUCUGUCCUUAUCCAAGAAUUUAAGCUUGAAGGUGGAAUCUCUGCCCCAUAUCUGUCAGGAGGCAAAGCAUUUAGGUAUUCAAGAGCAAGACCGGGACUCGUCCUCAACUCGAUCAACUGGUCCAUCUCACCAUGAAGUGACUGCUAUGGGAGGGACCAAUUCUCAAGAUCAAUGCAUUUCAUCAGAAUCUGUUCGAGAUGGAGGUUAUGAAAAGCAUGUAGAAGGUCAAAUGACACCGAUUUUCUUUAUGGGCCGCCAUCCAGAUUUUGUCACCAAUCCUUCACAAGUUGAUUUUAGUCAGUCAAUUAAUCACAUUUCAUAUCCUUAUGCUGAUCCUUACUAUGGUGGGUUAUUCACCACCUAUGGACCACAAACUACUUUUCAGCCUCAGACGGUAGGAAUGGCACCGGCUAGGGUACCGCUGCCUCUUGAUCUAACUGAAGAUGGUCCUAUUUAUGUCAAUGCAAAACAGUACCACGGAAUCCUCCGAAGGAGACAGACGCGUGCAAAACUUGAGGCUCGAAACAAACUUGUCAAAGCACGAAGACCUUAUCUUCAUGAAUCUCGGCAUCUGCAUGCAGUGAAUAGGGUGAGGGGAUCCGGGGGACGGUUUCUCAGCACGAAGAAGCAUCAAGAACCUGAUCUGCCUCACACCACUGGUUCCCAGUGUAUCCCAGAUUCAGUUCACUCGUUUCAAAAGGGAGAUAUAUCACAGUUUGAAGAUGAAUGUAGCAUCACAGGUGUUACUGACAGUGAUAUCAUUUUCCGGCGACCCGAUCGCAGGUUCUCUGCCAUCUCUCCUCCCCAGGGCGUUGCCGUGCUAGGCAGUGAGGGGCUCAUGUGCAAUGGAACUCGGCAUUGUGAUCCGUUUCCGUUUGUCCGGUGAGAGGUGGGAACAAGCGAACCAUGGCACCGGCUGGGCAAUUCAUCCUUGGCUUUGUUACCUUUUAUUUUGAUGCUGUGUUUGGUGGCAUGUAAUUCGUAUCUUGGAUUCGUAAUUGCAGACUAUCAUCCUAUUUCAUAUUUUGAACUGAAGUGGUCUUCAUUUCUGAUUUCAAAGCAUGAAUUUUGUACCGCCAAACACAUUGUGUUUGAUGGCACCGUGGCAUGUACUACUCCAUGUUCUGGAUUCUUCAUCCUAUUUCGUAUUUUGAAUUAAAGUGUUCUUCAAUUCCGAUUUUAAAGCA